CUCUCUCACUACCUCUCCCACCGCCACCAUUAACCACCACCAACCACCCUUAGCCACUACCCUCCACCACUCUCCAAUAUCACCAUCACACUACGAUUCUCCUCGCUGAAACCCUAGCUGCGCCGCCGCCUUUAUCUCACCAUUACAGAUCGCUGAAACCCUAACCCCAAACAGACCCAGCUUGUUCCUCAUCAUCCCAUCCGAUGUCGUUCUCAAAUAGAGUAUCCGGUACACCUGAGCUCGUUCCUUAGUCAGAUCUGUGACCCACGAGUCCGGUUUAGAAACUUUCCGGCAAGGUGAAGGGUGCUUCGACGAUAGUGAUGGCGGUUGAAGUGGUUCGAUUACUAUCAUGGUGUCCAGAUGGGUUCAAGUGGAUAAUGUGGGAAAUGUUGUUGAUCAGGUAAAAGCACCUUAGGUUUGGAGGGGUUCGGCCAACUCAGACUUGGAAGGGUUCGGUCAACUUUAUCAGCAUAUAUCCGCUUGUGAAACAUGUCUCAAGACAAUGCUUCGAUGGUCGAAUCACCAAGAAGGCGUUCCGGUUUGCUAAGAGAUCAAGUUCAACUGGUUAAAAAGAAAGAUUCGUCUCGUUACGAGAUCUCACCGAUACAAGAUCCUCUAUCGUUUGAGAAGGGUUUCUUUGUAGUGAUCCGGGCGUGCCAAUUAUUGGUUCAAAAGAACGACGGGAUAUUAUUAGUUGGUGUAGCCGGUCCAUCGGGGGCUGGAAAAACUGUGUUUACGGAUAAAGUACUCAAUUUUAUGCCUAGCAUUGCUGUCAUAACAAUGGAUAACUACAAUGAUGCAACCCGUAUUGUUGAUGGCAACUUUGAUGAUCCACGGCUGACAGAUUAUGACACGUUACUCGAGAACAUCCACGGCCUGAAGGAAGGGAGAGCGGUUCAAGUUCCGAUUUAUGAUUUUAAGUCAAGUUCAAGAGUUGGUUACAGAACAGUUGAAGUUCCUUCGUCUCGCAUAGUGAUUAUUGAAGGAAUUUACGCACUUAGUGAAAAACUAAGACCGCUUCUAGAUCUCCGUGUCUCCGUCACUGGCGGAGUACACUUUGACCUGGUCAAGCGCGUUUUGAGAGACAUCCAACGCGUCGGGCAAGAACCUGAAGAAAUCAUUCAUCAAAUCUCCGAAACCGUAUAUCCUAUGUACAAAGCUUUCAUUGAGCCUGAUCUUCAAACUGCACAUAUAAAAAUUAUCAACAAGUUCAACCCAUUCUCCGGAUUCCAAAAUCCCAGUUAUAUUCUAAAGUCUAAAAAGCCGGUGACCCCCGAGGAAAUGAAGGCGGUUCUUUCUCCUGAACAUAAAGAAAGAAAAGAAGAAACGUAUGAUAUAUAUCUUCUUCCGCCCGGUGAAGAUCCCGAAGCUUGUCAAUCGUAUCUCAGGAUGAGGAACAGGGAUGGCAAGUACAACCUUAUGUUUGAGGAAUGGGUGACGGACAGUCCGUUCAUUAUAUCACCUAGAAUCACCUUUGAAGUGAGUGUACGUCUUCUCGGUGGGCUAAUGGCGUUAGGAUACACAAUUGCUGCCAUACUCAAACGAAGCAGCCAUGUUUUCUUUGAUGAAAAGGUUUGCGUGAAAACCGAUUGGUUAGAGCAACUCAACCGCACCUAUGUUCAGGUGCAAGGAAGAGACCGUUUGUACGUAAAAUAUAUUGCAGAGCAGUUGGGGUUAGAUGGUACAUAUGUUCCUCGAACUUACAUAGAACAAAUACAGCUAGAAAAGGCCGUAAACGAUGUGAUGGCAUUGCCCGAUGAUCUGAAAACAAAGCUCAGCAUAGACGAUGAUUUGGUCUCAAGCCCUAAAGAAGCUUUAUCGCGUGCCUCUGCUGAUAGAAGAUCCAAAUACCUUAACAGAGCGCACUCAUUUUCGACACGUGAAAAGAAUUUAGCGAAGCUGACGAAGCUUUCCAUUAAUAGUAAGCGAUUUGACGGGAGGACACCUGAUUCACCAGCAGCAGUUGUAAACCAAGGAGUGAUUACUCACCUAUCGGAACAAAUCUCCACUCUAAAUGAAAGGAUGGAUGACUUUACGACCCGAAUCGAAGAGCUAACUUCCAAGUUUUCGCAAAGAAAAGUACCGAGCCUUCAAAACAUGGCUGGCCAGGCUGAAUCGUGCAAUGGGUCUGCAACUUCACUGUUCGUGACCGGCCUAGGAAACGGUUCAUUGACCGGUCAACUACUGCCUAGUUCCGCUUCUUCUCACCAGUUGGCACGAGAGACCCCCCUCAUGGAUGAGGUGCUACUCAUUGCAAGGGGACAACGGCAAUUGAUGCAUCAACUAGACAACUUAAGUAACCUGUUACGAGAUUACGUGACAGAAAAGGGUCAGCAUGAUCGGGCAAACAAGACUGAUCGAUUCACGGAGAUUGAAUCGUUGGGAGUGCCGAUUAUUGCAGCAUUAGCAAUUGGUGGGUUGGGAUUCUUGUUGAGCAGGACUUUGAGUUCUCAAAAGUGAAGUAACCACCCCUUUUGAAAUUUUUUUAAAUAAAUAACACCCAACAAGAUGUUGGAUCACAAUCAUAUAAUGUGUAAAGAAUCAGGUGAAUUUGUCCCUGAAAAGUGUAACAACAUAUAGUAACAGAGAAAGGUUUAUUUCAUAAAUCAAGUGCUUUAUGAUCAAGUAAA
Messenger RNA from Helianthus annuus (common sunflower), 2630 nucleotides. RefSeq names its product inorganic pyrophosphatase TTM1. The coding region runs from base 490 to 2460 and encodes 656 amino acids. Gene Ontology annotation, cellular component: cytoplasm. The transcript is spliced from 12 exons. Gene Ontology annotation, molecular function: kinase activity; ATP binding. The record is from RefSeq and is a predicted model, not a curated record. Lineage: Eukaryota; Viridiplantae; Streptophyta; Magnoliopsida; Asterales; Asteraceae.